This is a messenger RNA of Amborella trichopoda, 3089 nucleotides long. Its product is annotated as SMAD/FHA domain-containing protein. Lineage: Eukaryota; Viridiplantae; Streptophyta; Magnoliopsida; Amborellales; Amborellaceae. Gene Ontology annotation, molecular function: protein binding. The record is from RefSeq and is a predicted model, not a curated record.
AUGGCCACCCCAAAUUUCAUAGCCUAUAAUUCUGCUUCAUUUGCCACUCAUGGAUGUAAGCAUCCCUGGGGAAGCAUAGAUCUUCUAUGCUACUUCUGGGGGAAGCGUAGAAACCUUUCCCUGUGUUUUAGAGCCUCGUUAAACUGUCUCCUUUCACCACUUUACAGCGCAGGCGAACCAGAGGCACAAACCAGUGCAAACUCUCUCUCUCUCUCUCUUACCAUAUAUUCCUAUACAACCAUGAAGGUCCCAAUGGGUCCUCCCCCUCCAAAAUCCCCUAAUCCUGAGAAGUUCAAUGAAACCUCCCGCCAUUCAAAAGACCCACAAAAAUGCUAUGAGGUGCAUAUAUCAGAAUCAGAUGUUAAACCCUCUGAAAGCCCCAAUUCAAUGGAACCAUGCUCGCAUUUGGAUCCUAAGCCCACUGAAACCCCUAAUUCGAUUGAGCCAAUUCCAGAAACGGCAUGUAAACCAAUUGAGAUCUCGAGUUCCAUUGAUACAGGCUCAGGAAUGGCUGAGAAACCGUCUGAAGACUCUAAUUCUAUCAACCCAGUUCCAAAAAUGGAUGGGAAAUCAGUAGAGAACUCUGAUUCCGUGAAACCAACUUCAGUUUUAGAUGAGAAACCUUCUGAACCCGCUAGUUCUAUAAAACCAGUUCUAGAAAUUGGUGUAAAGAGCUCUGAAAUCACUAGGUCUACACAACUGUCUCAGGCCCAGGUUGCUCCAUAUGCAAUUCCACCUUGGAGUGAACCUCCUGGGCAGCCUUACUUCCUGGAAGUGCUCAAAGAUGGGUCAAUCAUCGACAACUUUGAUGUGUCAGGAAAAGGGGCAUACAUGUUUGGGAGGGUAAAUCAAUGCGACUUCAUUUUGGAGCACCCUACUAUUUCCCGAUUUCAUGCUGUUCUUCAGUAUAGGGAGAAUGGCGAAGCAUUUGUUUAUGAUCUUGGCAGUACUCAUGGCACUUUCAUCAAUAAGAUUCAGUUAAAGCCGAAGGUAUAUAAAGAACUGCAUGUUGGUGAUGUACUUCGAUUUGGGCUUUCUUCUCGUCUCUACAUCUUUCAAGGACCAAUAGAGUUGAUGCCCCUGGAAAGUGACCUACAUAGGUUGAGAGAGAGUAAGAUGCAGCGGGAUUUGCAAGAUCGUGAGGCCUCAAUCUUACGUGCUAAAGCAGAUGCUGCCAUGGCUGAUGGUAUCCAAUGGGGUAUGAUGGAGGAUGCAAUUGAAGAAGCUUCAGAGGAUAAUGCUGAUGAAAUAACAUGGCAAACAUACAAAGGACAACUUACAGAGAAGCAGGCAAAGACACGUGACAAAGUCGUCAAGAGAUAUGAAAAGAUUGCUCAUAUGAAGAAGGAGAUAGACUCCAUUCAGGCGAAGGAGAUUGCUCAAGGUGGGUUGACACAGGGCCAACAAACUCAGAUUGCUCGCAAUGAGCAAAGAAUAUCACAGAUUAUGGAGGAAAUCGAGAGUCUAGAAGAGACUCUCAAUGAGAGUAUCCAAGAAAGCAUAGGUGCUCAUGCUGGGAAAACUCCCUACCACAAAAAGAAAGGGACUAAUGAAGAUGAAGAAGAAGUGGAGAGUGAUGAUGAUGAAUUCUACGAUCGAACAAAGAAGCCUUCGAUUCAUAAUACAGGUUGUGAGAAGUCAUCAGUUGAAACAGCUGAUACAUUGCUUGAUAAGAAAGAGACCAUCACCAGCAAGAUAGAGAACUUGAAGAAUUUGAUUCUCAAAGAGGAGAAGAAAGAGGUGGCAAAGAAUGAAGGUGACACUGAAGGGGGAGACGCCCUUGAUGCAUACAUGACUGGAGUAUCAAGCCAAUUAGUAUUAGAUAAAACCACUCAGCUUCAAAAGGAACUGAGCAUCCUCCAAUCUGAACUCGACAGGGUUCUCUACUUGUUGAAGAUUGCAGAUCCCACGGGUGAGGCCACCAAGAAACGACAAUCCAAACCACAACCAACAAAGUCUGCCCAACUAAAUAUUAACAAGCGACUAAAUGUUAACAAAAAACUUCAACCAGAACCAAAUAGACAAUCGGCAUUGGAGAAACCCAUGAAUGGGUCCCUCAAGGAAGAAAAAAUGAGCAAGGAAGAAAUGCCUCUUGAAACCCAAAUCACAGAACCCAACGAAAAUAAUCCAAAACUCAGUAAAGAGCCAGAAACUGAAGGAUCUCAACACAUAAAACCAAAACAUCAAUGGUUGGGUGCUGCCCUAGAAACCAAACCAGAAAUCAGCUUAGCACAGGAUCCAUCCUUAAGUGCAGAAGAGUCAAGCCAGUUUGUUGAUUAUAAGGACAGGAAAAAAGCACUUGUCGCUCUAGAAAAAGCAAAGAUAAAAGGUGAUUCCACUAUUGAAGAUGCAGCUCCUGGUCUAAUAAUAAGGAAAAGGAAGCCGGAUGAUGAACAAGGUUGUGAGGUGGGGGCCUCACCUGAAGUCUCGAAGGCAGAGGUUAAUGCCGCAGAUGCAGUGGCUCUACUAUUGAAACACACACGAGGGUAUUUUGCUUCAGAGGAUGCCAUAGAAACAAGGGAAGAAGGAAGUAAGGUAAGGAGCCAAUCUCUCAAAGAAGAUCAGAGGAAGUCCAGGAGGAAGAUGGGGCCUGAGAAACCAGCAUUUCUUGAGGAUAAUGGUGUGGAUUCUGAAGCAUGGGUACCUCCUCAAGGGCAAACAGGUGAUGGUCGCACCUCUCUGAAUGAUCGUUAUGGUUACUGAAAGCGUUUUGCUCUUUAUGGCUAAUACCGUUAUAUGCUAACCCCCACAUGGUCUCUUCAGAAGACUGAAAAGGUUCCAGUCAUAUGUCUGGUCAAUUUUAGGCCAUACACACUAAUGUUCUAUUUAGAAGGCCUAAUCUGUAAUAUAGUUUGUACUUGUAGCCUCGUCUUGGUUUGAAAGCUUGCAACCUGUUUGGUUCUAAUGAUGCCAAAGGUUUGUAUGGUCCAGUCCUGUGCCUUCAUACAUCUUUCGUGCUUCUACUCAGGUAAGCAAGUCCCUCAAAUCAGGAAUCAUCUUGAAUCCAAUAGGAGCUAUGCAGCCCAUUCUAGUCUGAUCUGGUUCUGAUAUACUAUCGAUUAGUAAAAGGAAUAUCUUUUGUUGAGCAA